AUGGAUGUGGCCACUGGUACAGCUUGGGGCACACCGGGGCAGGCGGCAUAUGAUUUUCGCUCAGAUUAUGUUACAACUCCCAACGCAGCUAUGCUCCAGUCAAUCAUAAACACAAGCCUUCUUGACGACGUCAUGAUGGAGGAUCCUACUACAAACUCUUUCCAGGUUUUCAUGGCGGGGAUUACCGGUCACGAGGACUCCCUCCUCGUUCUAUCGGGAACUAUGGGUAAUCAAGUUGCCCUUCGCUCUGCUUUAUGUUCUCCACCUUAUAGCAUCCUUUGCGAUAUUCGCAGUCAUAUCAUACGAAUGGAAGCAGGAGGUGCGGCCACAUUAUGUGGAGCAUUUAUGGAAGGAAUCGCACCUUCUAAUGGACAUCAUCUCACCCUUGAUGAUGUGAAGAAGCAUGCAACAGUUCGAGAGGAUGUUUAUGAUUGCCCAACACGAGUCAUCAGCCUAGAGAACACUCUUUCAGGAACUAUCAUGCCACUUGAAGACAUUCGCGCAAUAUCCAAUUGGGCACAUAGUUCAGAUCCGCCCAUUCACAUGCAUUUAGACGGUGCUCGUCUCUGGGAAGCUGUGGCCGCUGGAGCAGGUAGCCUGAAAGAUUAUGCUUCGUGCUUUGAUAGCUUGUCGCUAUGCUUCACGAAGGGGCUAGGAGCGCCGAUAGGAUCGAUCGUCAUCGGGAGUUCAUCCUUUAUCAAACGUGCCCGGUGGAUGCGCAAGCUGCUUGGCGGGGGAUUACGCCAAGCCGGGGUCAUUGCCGCCCCUGCGAGAAUCGCUGUCGAACAAAUAUUUCUAAGCGGACGUCUUCGCGAAGGUCAACAAACCGCGAAAAGGAUUUCCGAGAUGUGGGCUAAGAUGGGCGGUAAAUUACAACAUCCGACCGAGACCAAUAUGAUUUGGCUAGAUCUUGAAGCUGCAGGUGUAGAUAAGGAUCACUUCGCCGACAUGGCCGAAAAUGUAGGGAUAAAGACAAUGCGAGGCCACUUGCAAGGACGGCUAGUUGUCCACUAUCAGAUAUGUCCAGACGCUUUGGAUUCCUUAGCUUCUCUGUUUGCCGAAAUCCACAAGGCACUGUACACCAAGACUGUUCAUGGAAACUUGUAA
Messenger RNA from Annulohypoxylon maeteangense, 1107 nucleotides. RefSeq names its product l-allo-threonine aldolase. NCBI's taxonomy places the organism in Eukaryota, Fungi, Ascomycota, Sordariomycetes, Xylariales, Hypoxylaceae. The coding region runs from base 1 to 1107 and encodes 368 amino acids. Gene Ontology annotation, biological process: L-threonine catabolic process; glycine biosynthetic process. The record is from RefSeq and is a predicted model, not a curated record. The transcript is spliced from 2 exons. Gene Ontology annotation, cellular component: cytosol. Gene Ontology annotation, molecular function: L-allo-threonine aldolase activity.